This is a messenger RNA of Entrophospora sp. SA101, 393 nucleotides long. NCBI's taxonomy places the organism in Eukaryota, Fungi, Glomeromycota, Glomeromycetes, Entrophosporales, Entrophosporaceae. The record is from the annotation of a GenBank genome assembly.
AUGUACCAUACCUAUAACCCGUUUGACCAGCCAGAGUUAAUAGCGCAUAUUAUCAAAAAUCUAGCACCAAAAGAUCUCGCAAAAUGUCUUCAUAUCAAUCAAAUAUGGAAUAAGGAAGCAAAACGUGAGUUCUUUAUAAGGCAAGAAAAACUUGAAGAUAUAUUUUGGGAAUUAGAUUCAGAAUUAGAAGAAGCUAGAGAAGAAUAUGCCUGGUGGAUUGGUGGAGCUAAUCCGAAAAUCGAAGACCCUUAUGUAAGAAUAAAUUCUUUGAAUAGUAAGUUGUUUGGAAUUAUUAAAAGACUGCAAGAAUUAGAACAUUACAUGUUGAGUAAUAAUAUCAUUGAUAGAAUAGAGGGGGCACAUUAUAUGUAUGGUAAGGUUAUUUCAAUAUGA